AUGGAGGACGACCGCGCUGAGGUCGAUCUUGGCAUCGCGGCCGAUAUCGAACAAACACAAGCUGCUGCAGAUAUUGCCGCAGAUCCGGGAUUGAAGCAGCCGAAGAAGCGAUUUGUUGGUCGGAGGACGGCGGCUCAGGCAGCGCAAAGCGGUUCUUGCGGCGGUGAUGCACCAACAGUGAUAAGCGGGGCUGUACAAGGCAAGAAGGAAACCUACACUGCCAAGCCGAAACGGGCGCCUCGUCUGCUCAACCAGGUGCCCCAAGAGUUGCUAGACGACACCGAGCUCAAGGCGGCCAUAAGUCUGCUACCAGCAAACUAUUCUUUCGAGAUACACAAGACUAUUCACAGGAUACGCUCUUUGGGGUCUAAAAGGGUUGCUCUGCAGAUGCCCGAGGGUCUGCUCCUCUUUGCGACCACCAUAUCAGACAUCCUGACGCAGUUCUGCCCGGGCAUUGAGACACUCAUCAUGGGAGACGUGACCUAUGGCGCGUGCUGCAUCGAUGACUACACAGCUCGGGCCCUGGGCUGCGAUCUGCUAGUCCACUAUGCCCAUAGCUGUCUGAUCCCGGUGGAUGUCACAAAGAUCAAGACCUUGUACGUCUUUGUCGACAUCAGUAUUGACACCUCGCACUUGCUGGCAACUUUGGAACGCAACUUCGCCACUCCUCGCACUAUUGCCCUAGUUGGCACUAUUCAGUUCAACGCCACCAUUCACGGCGUGAAGUCUACGCUGGAGAAGGCUGGCUUCACUAUUGUUGUCCCUCAGAUUGCACCUCUUUCCAAAGGCGAAAUCCUGGGUUGCACAUCUCCGGAUCUGACACGACGCCCUGGCGGAGCCGAGACGCCAAUAGAUAUGAUCUUAUAUCUUGGUGAUGGCCGCUUCCAUCUUGAGAGCAUCAUGAUACACAACCCAGACAUUCCCGCCUAUCGUUACGAUCCUUACUCCCGCAAACUCACCCAUGAGGAGUACGGCCAUACAGAGAUGCAGGACCUGCGGCGGCAGGCCAUCCGCACGGCCAAGACAGCUCGCAAGUGGGGGCUUAUUCUCGGCUCACUAGGGAGGCAAGGCAACCCUCAUACGCUAGAGCUUAUUGAGCGCAAAUUGACCGCGCUUGGAGUCCCCUUUGUGAAUCUGCUUCUCAGUGAGAUUUUCCCUGGAAAGUUGGCUGCUAUGAGAGACGUUGAAUGCUGGGUACAAGUUGCCUGCCCCCGUCUGAGUAUAGACUGGGGCUAUGCAUUCCCACGCCCUCUGCUCACUGCCUAUGAAGCCCUGGUGGCUUUAGGUGAGAAAGAAGACUGGGGCAAGGGGAACGUCAGCCUGCGUGGGGUGGCACAUCCCGACUCGGUAGCUCCGCCUGGCCUGUUCGGGAACAUUCUAAUUGAAACCCGCACGAAAAUGUCUCCAGCAGAGGCAGAAACAAAAGGCGCAGGCACAACGCCUUCGCAGGCGCAGCUUUUCGAGGCCAUCGGCGCACAAGUUGACCAAGUCGCAUCGGCAACAACUGGCAGAACACAAGAUGAGGCUGACGACGGCCCACCACCGGUUGAGGAGAUCGAGUCCCUCUGCAUGAACUGCCACGAGAACGGCACUACACGGCUCCUCCUCACCCGCAUCCCCUUCUUCCGCGAGGUCGUCCUCAUGUCGUUCCGAUGCGAGCACUGCGGCUUCCAAAACAGCGAGAUCCAGAACGCGGGCGCCGUUCAGCCGCGCGGUACGCAUGUUGAGCUCCGCCUGACCUCCAUGCAGGACUUUUCUCGACAGGUCGUCAAGGCCGACACGGCGACGGUUAAGUUCAUAGAGUUGGACGUCGAGGUACCGCCGGGUCGUGGCCAGCUCACAAACGUCGAGGGUCUGUUGUCUACCAUUGUGGACGACCUCGAGAACACCCAAGCGGAGCGCAUCGAGAAACAACCCGAGGUGGCGGAGAAGGUUGCAGAGGUCAUCGAAAAGGGACGUAAGAUGCUUGCCGGCGAGUCCUUCCCGUUCCGCGUGUACGUCGACGACCCUGCUGGCAACUCAUGGAUCCAACCGGACCCGCGUGAUGGCGUCGGAAAGUGGGAAAAGCGCGACUUUGUUCGCACAGCGGAGCAGAACGCCGCUCUUGGCUUGGCCGAUACUGCUGAGCCGUCCGGCCCUAGCGGCGUCAUUCCACUCGGCGGUCAGGGUAGGCUCGACGAGAACGACAACAUCAUCCCUGACGAAGUCUACAGCUUCCCGGCCAGCUGCCCCGGCUGCAUGCACCCAUGCGUCACGCACAUGAAGAUGGUUGAUAUCCCCCACUUCAAGCAGGUCGUGCUCAUGAGCACUGUCUGCGACCACUGUGGCUACCGUUCCAACGACAUCAAGACGGGCGGUGCCGUCCCCGAGAAGGGCCGCAAGCUGACACUGCAAGUCAAGUCGGACGUCGACCUGGCCCGUGACAUUCUCAAGUCAGAGAGCUGCGCGCUCGAGUGCCCAGAGCUCAACCUUUCGGUCAACCCGGGCACGCUUGGCGGCCGUUUCACCACCGUCGAGGGUCUGCUCACUCAAGUGCGCAACGACCUCAAGGCCCAGAUAUUCGAGGCUGAUUCUACCCCGAACCCCAGCAACGCCGAGGGCGCCAUCUCGAUGGAAGGCGGUGACUCACUGUCCGCGGAGGACAGGGCGAGGUGGCAGGCAUUUUUCACCGAGCUGGACAAGGCCAUUGCCGGCGAGCGCGAAUUCUCCAUCGUCCUUGCUGACCCGCUAGCCAGCAGUUAUAUUCAGAGUUUGGCUGAUGACCCGAGCAAGCCGGACUCCCAGAUGACAGUUGAAGACUAUGACAGGACGGACGAGGAGGAGGAGGAGUUGGGGCUGAAAGAUAUCAAGGUGGAGGGCUAUGAACAGGACGGCAAGAAGGAGGAGGAUAAAGUUGAGACGGCGGAGACGGCUCCCAGUAGCACCGCUUGA
Pyricularia pennisetigena is the source of this 2931-nucleotide messenger RNA. RefSeq lists its product as uncharacterized. Gene Ontology annotation, cellular component: cytoplasm; nucleus. Gene Ontology annotation, molecular function: 2-(3-amino-3-carboxypropyl)histidine synthase activity; zinc ion binding. The record is from RefSeq and is a predicted model, not a curated record. Gene Ontology annotation, biological process: protein histidyl modification to diphthamide. Bases 1 to 2931 code for a protein of 976 amino acids. NCBI's taxonomy places the organism in Eukaryota, Fungi, Ascomycota, Sordariomycetes, Magnaporthales, Pyriculariaceae. The transcript has 4 exons.